Molecule: messenger RNA, 435 nt
Organism: Aspergillus aculeatinus CBS 121060
Lineage: Eukaryota; Fungi; Ascomycota; Eurotiomycetes; Eurotiales; Aspergillaceae
Product: LysM peptidoglycan-binding domain-containing protein
Exons: 1
Source: RefSeq, a predicted model, not a curated record
CCCAGCCCUACUCAGCCAGGCAUCGCCGCAAAUUGCAACGCGUACCAUCUGGUGGCGAGUGGUGAGACCUGCACCAGUAUCGCGACGACAGCCGGCAUCUCCCUGACCGACUUUUACUCGUGGAACUCCGGCGUCGGCAGCGGGUGUACCGCCCUGUGGUUGGGGUACUAUGUCUGCGUCGGGGUGGGAUCAACGGCGACCACCACCACCACCACCACAAGUACCACCACGACCGCUCCGGUGUCGACUCCUACCCCCAUCCAGACGGGCAUGGUGACCAACUGCAAUAACUUUUACCUGGUGUCGUCUGGCGAUACGUGCACCACUGUUGCGACAAAGGAGGGGAUCACUGUGCAGAACAUUGUGACCUGGAAUCCGGCCGUGGGGACGGGAUGCACUAAUAUGUGGUAUGGAUACUAUAUCUGUGUUGGGGUU